Messenger RNA from Staurois parvus, 318 nucleotides. The record is from the annotation of a GenBank genome assembly. Lineage: Eukaryota; Metazoa; Chordata; Amphibia; Anura; Ranidae.
AGCCAGGGGUGGACUGACAACUCAUGGGGCCCCCGGGCAAUAGGAGAUCAUGGUGCCCCUGUGCCCUUGCCCAAACUCCAAAAAGCCUAUGAAAAAGGUACCAGGGGCAUCUCAUGGGGCCCCCUACUGACCCCGGGCCCUCGGGCAGUGCCCGAGUUUUCAAAUGGUCAGUCCGCACCUGUCCUGAUCCCUGCUCUGUAUCCAGUGCAUGUAACCAUUCAGGGACAGGAAGAUAAAAAAAAAUAAGCCAAAUUAGUUUAUAACCAAAAAUUAUAAUUUUUAAACUUUUUUUUUACAUUUUUAUUUUAUUUUAUUUUU